Brassicogethes aeneus is the source of this 1304-nucleotide messenger RNA. Lineage: Eukaryota; Metazoa; Arthropoda; Insecta; Coleoptera; Nitidulidae. The record is from the annotation of a GenBank genome assembly.
UCAAAAACGAAAAUCACCUUUUAUAUUAUUGUUGAAGCAUUCGUGAAAUAAAUAAAUAAAAGAAGGUAUACAAUGUAUAUCAUAGAAGAAAUAUAAACUUUAUUAUAAAUGAAACUAGAAAAUGUUUUUAGAACGAGUGAUGACAGGUCAUGAAUAUGGUGGACGCAUAUUUCAUUUCCAUAUUUCUAAUUAUAUUAAUUCUUCUUACUUUCGGAGAGACCAUUCUAGGAAAUCGUACAAUGGAUGCUUUGGAAGAACUACCAAUUAAUUUUGCUGACAAUGGCUCUCACGUUGGAGCAGCAUGCGUGAAAUCAUGUAACGAUAGUUUGUUACAUGUGUAUUGCAACACAAAAAUAGGAAUGUGUCAGUGCGACAAAAACUACCCUGUAAAAUUAAACCCUUAUGUUGGCUGUAGUAAACCAAAACGCUUAGGAGAUCAAUGUUAUUACAUAGAGGCUUGUCAAUAUACAGACCAAUAUUCAUCAUGUAUACAAGUUCAUCACAACGCUGUCUGUCAGUGUAGAAAAGGCUAUCAUUCUGUAUCGCUUCAAAAACCCGCUUUGAAAAUGUUUUGCUCAAAAGAUAUUGUUAUAAUCACAACCGACUUUAGCACCUUUAUUGGAGUCAUCGCAGGAAUUGCUGUUCUAACAGGCUUAAUUUGUUUUACUCUACAUCUAUUCAAUCAAACACUAUAUGAAAAUCAUCAUCACAGAUUUGGAGAUACGAAUUUAAUACCCACGACGUUAUUUGCAAACAAUUCAGAUCGACUUCCAAUGCCAAUGACCGAACAGAGUAUGACAUCCAGAACAUCAAGCCGAAAAAGUUUCACGUAUCAAUUUCAAAAAGCUGGUUCCUCACAAAAUUCACACAUCAGUUCCCCUCGAACGGCAGCUGUCUUGUUGUUAUCAUACCAUGUUCCUUCCAAUGAGGUUAUAUGUAAAACUGAUAAAAAAAUGGGUAGCAGACGGCCUAGUUAUUCUUCAGUUCAUAGUACAGUUUCAAUAAAUAGUUAUAGUUCUAGACGUUUGGAACGUGAUAGGGAACAAAAAGAAGAAAAGGAGAUGCAACGAAGAUUAUCAAAAAUUAAAUCUGAUAAUGUAAAUACCACCAAUUUUAAUUUAAAUUCCCCCGACAAUACUUUAGAGGAAAGCGAAUACGAGGUUUCUCUCCAUUUAGCAAAAGAAGAAUCAAUGACAUUACGUGAAGAUAUUCCAUCAACUUCAAACCAAUCAUUUUGAAACUAUUAAUACAAUUUUUAUCGAAUGCAUCGUAAAAAUUCUACAUAUCAUAGUUUAAAUCAUCCU